AUGUACAAAGACGAGGAGGGCAAGUUCAACGGCAAAGUCGUGCGAAGAGAGAAGUUUGUGGCCUGGAAAUUCGGCGGCCAGAGAUACGACGGACGCGAUCAAGUGCUUCUGCUUGCCGAGGACAAGCCGCGCUUCAAGAAGUCUGGCCGUGGCGAUAUUCCUGACAGCGAUUCAGAUCCCUCCGGCAAGAAGAAGCGCAAGGCGCGGAAGAAGCCACUCUCUGAUGAAGAGUGCAAAGUUACAAACGCCGAGUAUCAUCAAGGACGUCCCAAGUUAUUCGGUUGGGGGCGACUGGAUAUGGGCGAGGUCGGGGCCCUAUCCACCAACGGCAUUGAACGCUUUGCGCAGAGUUGUUCGUUCUCCGCAACGCCGGUUCCAUCCGUGGGUGUCGUAGAGCGCUUGAGCAACUUCUACAACGAGCACAUUGGACCCAAGAACCUCGAGUUCGCAUUCGUAGACUCAAUACUGCCGUCGGGCUCGGUACUGAGCGCCGUAUGGAGUGUUCUGUGUUGGGUUCGCAUGGCACCUCUGCGGCGCCGCUCCCAACGCCGUGUCCAGAAGAAACGGAAAGGCCAGCCUCACAAUGCAGCAAACAAACGUCAGCGCAAGUAG
Molecule: messenger RNA, 612 nt
Organism: Alternaria hordeiaustralica
Lineage: Eukaryota; Fungi; Ascomycota; Dothideomycetes; Pleosporales; Pleosporaceae
Exons: 6
Coding region: 1-612 (203 amino acids)
Source: RefSeq, a predicted model, not a curated record